AUGGACGCUUACGAAAAGGUUCAGGUAGUUGGACGAGGAGCACAUGGCACGUGCUGGUUGUGUAUUCGUAAAGACGACGAAUUUCAACGAAAAGUUAUUGUUAAAACGAUCCCUCUUGAUGGAAUGACUGCAGAUGAAGAAACUGAAGUUAUGCAUGAAGCAAACUUGCUAAAACGUCUCCAUCACCCCAAUAUAAUCGGAUAUUUUGAGUCUUUCAAGGCAGAAAGGGGUCUUUCAAUUGUUAUGCAGUAUGCAGAGGGUGGUACUAUGGAUAACAUGAUCAGCGAAAGGAAGGGAGUGAAAUUUUCAGAAUCUACUGUAUUGAAAUAUUUCACGCAGGUGGCCGUGGGGCUGGAAUAUAUGCAUGCAAAGAAUAUAUUGCAUCGUGAUUUAAAAACCAAAAAUAUUUUGUUAAAUAGGAAGAGAACAAUUGUAAAGCUAAGUGAUUUCGGCAUAAGUAAAGAGCUGGCCUCUAGAAGUCUCGCAUCUACUGUUGUUGGUACUCCUAAUUACUUAUCGCCCGAGAUUUGUGAAGGAAGAUCUUAUAAUGAGAAAAGUGAUCUUUGGUCGCUUGGAUGUGUUCUUUACGAACUUUGCGAGUUGAGAAAAGCAUUUGACGGAAACCUUUUGCCUGCAAUCGUCAUGAAAAUAACUAAGGGGCAGUAUGGGCCUAUUAGUGAUCACUGGAGUGAAGAUCUAAAAACCCUCAUUCAACGUAUACUCAGUUUGAACGAAAACAACAGACCGCCAAUGAAAGAGAUCCUUACAUGCCCAAUUAUUUUGCCUGUCUGCUUAUCAAUACAUCUUGAUCUUGGAUGCAUACGCUCGUCCUUGAAGACUAGAACUAGACAAGGUUGCAGUUCUGGCGGUAGAAUUUUACGAAUAUAUCCAGAACGAGAAUGA
Enterobius vermicularis (human pinworm) is the source of this 903-nucleotide messenger RNA. The record is from the annotation of a GenBank genome assembly. Lineage: Eukaryota; Metazoa; Nematoda; Chromadorea; Rhabditida; Oxyuridae.